Molecule: messenger RNA, 1693 nt
Organism: Gastrolobium bilobum
Lineage: Eukaryota; Viridiplantae; Streptophyta; Magnoliopsida; Fabales; Fabaceae
Product: zinc finger CCCH domain-containing protein 1
Exons: 4
Coding region: 409-1401 (330 amino acids)
Biological process (GO): snoRNA splicing
Cellular component (GO): U2-type spliceosomal complex
Molecular function (GO): metal ion binding
Source: RefSeq, a predicted model, not a curated record
AAAACCCUUAUCGCUCGUCAAGGAGGCUAACGGUAUUGCGGACUGGCUUGCUGCCCAAUGCCCAUGCUCAAUGCUCGCAAUUUAUCCUCUCUUCAACUUCCCUCAUCGAACCGGAACCACUAAUUCUAGAUCCGGUUCUACCCGGUUCAGGUGCUCGCCCGGUCAGGCCGGUUUCUUCACGAAACUGGGCCGGUUGAUAAAGAAGAAGGCGAAGAGCGAUGUGAAGAAGAUCUUCUCGGGUUUCACCAAGACACGCAAGCAACAACCUCGCCGUCAUCGACGAACUCGUCCUCUACUGGAACCUCUCCGACACCGACCUUUAUUCUUCUUCACGGUUCCUCUGUCUCACUUCACGCGAUUUGAAAGCCUCAUUUCUGCUCUCUCUGCUGCAUAAAUCAAAUUCUAAGUAUGGCAGAUUCUGAUGAACUCGCCAAAUCUGCUGAAACCCAGCAAUCUGAACAAGUGUGUAGCUUCUUCAGAAAACCGGUUAAUAAGAAGAAUUUAAGGAAGCGUGCUGUUGAUAAUGAAGAUGACGAGGAGGAUUCAAACAAUGAAAGCUCUUUGCUGCAUAUUCAGAAAAAGACUUUGAAGCCUGACAAUAAGUUGUACUUUUCCUCGGGCUCCUCAAAAAGCUUAGCAUCUGCUGAACCAAGUGAAGAGUCUGGGAAACCAGUUUUUCAUUUUGAGUCUUCCAAAGAGAUUCAAGUUCAACAUGAUAACAAAGCAACAGCAACUCUGGAGACUGAAACUGAGUUUUCAAAAGAUGCUCGUGCCAUCCGUGAAAGAGCUCUUAAGCAAGCAGUGGAGAGCCUGAAGGGAAAAGGCACAAGUUCUGAAGAUGGAAAAUUAUAUAAGGGAAUGAACAGUUACAAAGACCACAAGGCUGGCUUUCGUAGGGAGCAAACAAUUGCUAGUGAAAAAGCUGGCGGAGCACAUGGUCCUCUCAGGGCUUCAGCUCAUAUAAGAGUUUCAGCAAGAUUUGAUUAUCAGCCUGACAUAUGUAAGGAUUACAAGGAGACUGGUUACUGUGGGUAUGGGGAUGCAUGCAAGUUUAUGCAUGAUCGAGGGGAUUACAAGUCUGGGUGGCAGAUGGAGAAGGAAUGGGAAGAAGCUGAGAAAGCAAGAAAGAUGAGAUUGGCUGCAGGCGAGGAUGCGGAUCCGGAUGAGGAGGGUGCUAAUUUGACUGAUGAAGAAGAUGAUGAUGCAUUACCAUUUGCAUGUUUCAUUUGUAGACAGCCUUUUGUUGAUCCUGUUGUAACCAAGUGCAAGCACUUCUUCUGUGAGCAUUGUGCAUUGAAGCAUCAUGCUAAGAAUAAGAAGUGUUUUGUCUGCAACCAGCCAACGCUUGGCAUUUUUAAUGUUGCUCAUGAGAUACGCAGGAAGAUGGCUGAGGGUAAAUAAUCUCACUCGAUAGGAUCCAUGGAUCUUUGCUUAGUAGAAGUUAUCUUUUUUUUUUUCCCCAUUUUUUUUCCGUCUUUAAGAGUAACGCUGUGUAAUGUGUUGAUAACAGAAAGAGGUUUGCGUAGUGGGGUUAGGUCUGAUUUAUAGUGUUGUAUUUCUUUUACUAAUAAAUCCCGGAAUGUCUGAUUGUGAAAGACAUUUAUCUGUUUGUAUUAAAUAGCACGUUAGUAGUACAUGAUGUGGUUCUUUUUGCAGUGUAACUCACUUUGAUACUUGACUAGUUUUGAAUAGA